GAGCAAUCUACAACCAACAGGAGACACUUGGAAAUUUGCGCGCUGGAGGACACUUCACUAGUCCACGCUGAAAUGAGAGGGUUUACACUGAAUAAUGUCUGCCAGUGUGGCUUGUUUACAUAUCUUGUUUUAUUUUCUUUCACCGCUGCAGUGAGUUUCGACCUGACUGAGCUCAGGAAUAAAGUUGCAAAAAUCAAAGUGAAUCCAAGAGGCAAUCUUUGGGCUACAGGACAUUUCAUGGGCAAGAAGAGUGUCGUGGAUACUCCCAUGCUGCCUUCAAAUGAGGACCAAGGUGCCGAUGCGCUGGAAGUCACCCUUCCUGCAGAGCAGAGUGCGCUCGGGGAGCUUUUCCAAGAGUUUCUGCGGGUGGCGCUGCAAGCGCAGAUGGAUACACAAGAAAGUCGUUCGAAAAAUCAGGAGGCGGACUUGUUGAUGAAGAUUUUAGAAAACUACAUCCGAACCAAAAAGUGAUGUAAAGGAUACAAACCUGGCACGCAUUAACAUGGAUCGAAGGUCACCUGGGCUUAUGAGUUAAAAUAAAUAAGAAUCGUGUACAGUCUCAUGCUCAUCAUGAUUGUAAUUUACUGUAACUGGCUUGCUCAUUUGCAAUACAUCUUUUUUUCCAGUUAUUUUGAUGGAUCUAUU
Molecule: messenger RNA, 645 nt
Organism: Pelmatolapia mariae (spotted tilapia)
Lineage: Eukaryota; Metazoa; Chordata; Actinopteri; Cichliformes; Cichlidae
Gene: nmbb
Product: neuromedin Bb
Exons: 3
Coding region: 73-471 (132 amino acids)
Biological process (GO): neuropeptide signaling pathway; positive regulation of hormone secretion
Cellular component (GO): neuron projection
Molecular function (GO): neuromedin B receptor binding; neuropeptide hormone activity
Source: RefSeq, a predicted model, not a curated record